Molecule: messenger RNA, 1596 nt
Organism: Dermacentor andersoni
Lineage: Eukaryota; Metazoa; Arthropoda; Arachnida; Ixodida; Ixodidae
Source: RefSeq, a predicted model, not a curated record
AUGACCCUAUCACGGCUCGAAUGGAUAGCCGCCCAGCUGAAGUACUUUGCAGAACAGCAAUCUGGCUUCAGGCACAAGCGUUCAACGGGGGACUCCAUCGUAGAUGAGGUGGGCACCCUGGAGGAUGCCAGGAGCAGUGGGGACGUCGCCAUGCUGCUGCUCCUGGACGUCCAGAGUGCCUUUGACCGAAUGUCGCAUGAGGUGAUCGAGGCUGCACUGGACUGCCCAGGCGUCACGGGAUGUCUCCGGGGCUUCAUCUCUGCCUUCCUGGUGGGCUGGAGCUUUCGGGUGCGGUUAGGCAAGGUGCUCAGCGAUCCCAGAGACAUCACCUCCUGUGUUCCGCAGGGAUCGGUGCUGAGCCCUUUCCUCUUUAACCUGGCCCUGAAAGGACUCGCAGCAGCACUACCGACUGACAGCCGCUACCCAGUCUGCUGCGCUAUCUACGUAGAUGACGUGGCGCUGUGGGUACGAGGACCCAGGAGAAGCAUCGCUGCCAUCCGGGGCUCACUACAGAGGGCAUUAGAAGCGGUCAUCUCCUUCCUCGGUGGAAUUGGCCUCUCCGUCUCCCGGGCAAAGACAGAGGCACUACUUGUACACCCGCUGGCCUCAGCACGCCAAUACGUGAAGCAGCUGCGCAUUGCAAACACCACCGUCCCAUGGAAGCGGCUGUCACCCCCAAAGUCCGAAGAGUCCAGGGAGGGGGCAGUGAGCAAGAUGCAACAGCGUGGUCGGGGUUGCGCCGUCAAGUGGGCGCUGCGGAUGAACCGAGCUGCGGCCACAUCCAUCCUGCUAUAUGCCCUGCCAUUGGUUCUACUAUCUCCAGCCAGGAAACAACAUCUCGAGAGACUGCACAGGAGUGCAGUAAGGAGCAUCCUCGGUCUCCCCAAGCACUCCCGAACUGCUGCCACGCUGACGGAGGCUGGCAAAUGGCCAUUGUCGCUGCAUAUGCUCCAGCGUGCCCUUGGGCACAUUGACCGUCUGCACCGUGCUCCAGAUGGUGGGGCUCUGCUCUCCCGACUGCGGAGCCAGCCGCUAUCUCGCAUGGGGGGCCUCUGUCAGCUCUGCGAGGAUCUGAUUGUGCAGCGACCAGUGCACAUGGUCACACCUCCGCCACACGAGCAACCUCCAGAGGUGCAACUAUUCCUGAAUGGAGCAUCAAAGCGCCGGACGCCAGCGGCAGCACUACAACAGGCUGUUACUGGCAAACUCCUAGAAGAGCUGGACGGCAGGCUGCUCGCGUUCACGGAUGGCUCCGUGCUCUCCAACGGCUCCGCAGCAGCGGCUUGUACCAUCCCAUCUGAGGGCAGGAGCAGGCAGUGCCAACUACCUUUUCGUGCGAGCUCCACAGCAGCUAAGCUGGCGGGACUCCACCUUGCUGCGGACCUCCUGGCUGAGGACCCCCCCAGAAAACCAGUGGCGGUGCUAAGUGACUCGCGACCGGCUCUCCAGGCACUCACCGAUCGUCAUCGGCACGGAGUCGCUGAGACCCUCCUGAGAGCAAAAAUCUCGGCCCUCUCUGCAGUGGGGAGCAGUCGCAGCAUCGGACUUCUCCAGGCAACGACUAAAACAGCUGCUCACUUCCAGCCAUCCGGAUAA